Molecule: messenger RNA, 984 nt
Organism: Mytilinidion resinicola
Lineage: Eukaryota; Fungi; Ascomycota; Dothideomycetes; Mytilinidiales; Mytilinidiaceae
Product: SET domain-containing protein
Exons: 2
Coding region: 1-984 (327 amino acids)
Molecular function (GO): protein binding
Source: RefSeq, a predicted model, not a curated record
AUGUCUCAAGAUCAUUCCUAUCGUUGCCUCGAAGUGCCGGGCGACGCGCCCUUCGCAUUAGGUCCCUCGAAAGGAAAAGGAUGGGGUGCUUUUGCCACCAGACGAAUCGAGCGAGGAACCCUGAUCUUGAGGGAGAAGCCGCUCUUCGUUAUCCAAAAAGCCCAUGACGAAAUUACAGAGCAGGACAUCUGGACAGCCUUUCACCAGUUGCAGCCCAAAGAAAAAAAACAAUUUCUGUGCCUCCGCGACAACGAUUCCAGGCCUUUCUUACGUAUAAUCGACGCCUUCGCUGAAAACUCCUUCUCAAUAUCCGCGCACCCUCCAACGCGUGGUAUAUUCCUGCUUCAGUCACGUUUCGACCACUCGUGUAUACCCAACUCCAAGAUUCCGGCGACCGGUGGGCAGUCCAUUUCCAGGUUUGCGACCCGAACCAUUGACGCCGGCGAGGAGAUUACUUUCUGUUACCCUACGGCUUUCCACUGCAAGACCAGAGAUGAGCGCCAUCGAGAACUGCGCUUCAUAUGCCAUUGCAAAGCCUGUCUACCUGGCACCCCCUUCCAACAACUUAGCGACAUGCGCCGAACCCUCAUUAGAGGCUUACAGUACCUUACGCUUGGCCACGACUUCAAUGGACAGAGACAGACUUCUGCCUCCCCAAUCAUCUUCAACUCUGAAUUGAAGCAAGCUGCCGAGGACUUCAGCAUUCCUAUCUCUUCUAGGCUAAUCUACAACCUGCUAUUCAUGGUUCUCAUGGAAGAAGAGGGAUUGCUAGACGACUUUAUAAUCAGAAGAAUGACUCCAAGCAUACGGAUGACGACGACCAAGUUUCAAACAGAAAGCAACGUCAGAAUCGCCAGGCUCGCCAUGGCACAGGAGACUUGGCUUGGGAAGUUUUGCGUGGCUUUCAUGCUUCAUGGGCGGCGAGACGUGGCUGAUGAUGCCAUUGCUGAGCAGCUACGAAUGCUGCAUGGUUUGUCCGUUUAA